AUGGGAUAGUUGAAACUUAUCGAGAUCGAAAAUUUCAAAUCUUACAAGGGUCGUCAAAUAAUCGGUCCCUUUCACAAAUUAAAUGGAUCGGGGAAGUCAAACCUGAUGGAUGCCAUCAGUUAUGUACUGGCGGAGAAGACAAGUAACUUGCGUGUCAAAACAUUGAAGGAUCUCAUCCAUGGAGGUCCGGUUGGCAAACCAGCAGCAAACCGAGCGUUUGUAAGCAUGGUGUACUGUGAGGACAAUGGAGAUAAAUGCACCUUCACACGGGUCAUCAUUGGUUCCUCCUCAGAGUACCGUGUCAACAGUAAGGUAGUAGGGCUCCAAGACUACAGUGAGGAACUGGAGAAGUAGGGUAUCCUUAUUAAAGCCAGAAAUUUUCUUGUGUUCCAGGGUGCAGUGGAGUCCAUAGCUAUGAAGAACCCUAAAGAAAGAACCACAUUGUUUGAGGAGAUCUCCCGCGCUGGUGAGCUGGCCCAGGAACAUGACCGGAGAAAGAAGGAGAUGAUCAAAGCAGAGGAAGAACAGUUCAAUUAUCACCGCAAGAAGAACGUUGCAGCGGAGCGCAAAGAGGCAAAACAGGAAAAAGAGGAGGCUGAGAGGUACCAGAGAUUAAAGGACGAGGUCGUCAGGGCUCAUGUUCAGUUACAACUCUUCAAACUCUACCAUAAUGAAGCAGAGAUCGAGAAGCUGAAUAGAGAGCUGUCCCAACGCAAUCGUGAAAUCAAGAAGGACAGAAAGAUGAUGGAUCAUGUGGAGGAAGAGCUGAAGGAAAAGGAGUUGGGAAGGAUGAUGAGAAAUCAGCAGAACGUGGUGAAGGAGAUAAAGGAAAAAGAUGCUGAGCUCAACCAGAAACGGCCACAGUACAUCAAAGCCAAGGAGAACACUGCACAUAAGAUAAAGAAGCUGGAUGUGGUUAGAAAGUCCUUGCAGAAUGCCCAGAUGUACAAGAAGCGUAAGGCUGACAGAGAGGAGCUAGACCGUGAGCAGGGUGCUGUGGAGAUGGCAAGGCAGGAGUUUGAGGAGCGGAUGGAGGAAGAGGCACAAAGUCAAGGCCAAGAUCUGACACCGGAAGAGAACCAGGUGAAACAGUAUCACCGGCUUAAAGAGGAGGCCAGUACUACUUUGGCACAGGAGCUUGAGAAGUUCAACAGGGACCAAAAGGCUGACCAGGAUAGACUGGAUCUUUCAUAUAUCACUUUUCCAUUGCAGGCCAAAAUCAAGCAGAAUAUUCGAGAGAUAGAGGAAAACCAGAAGCGCAUUGAAAAACUGGAGGACUAUAUUGCAACAAGCAGACAGUCCGUAGAUGAACAAAGGCGUAUGGAAAAAAAGUGGACUGAGGAAGUGGAGCACGCCAAAAGAAGGAUUGAUGAAAUAAACAUGGAGCUGAACCAAGUAAUAGAGCAACUAGGAGAUGCUCACAUUGACAGGCAGAAAAACAGCCGUCAGCAGCGCAAAGCUGAAAUUAUGGAGAGCAUUGAAAGGCUUUAUCCUGGCUCUGUGUAUGGCAGACUGAUCGACCUAUGCCAGCCCACCCAGAAGAAAUACCAGAUAGCUGUGACCAAAGUCCUUGGAAAAAACAUGGACGCCAUCAUUGUGGACUCGGAGAAGACAGGAAGAGAUUGCAUCCAGUACAUCAAAGAGCAAAGAGGAGAACCGGAGACCUUUCUACCUCUUGACUAUUUAGAGGUGAAGCCCACAGACGAGAAACUGAGAGAGCUUCGGGGGGAGAAGCUUGUGAUUAACGUGAUCCGCUAUGAGCCUCCUCAUAAAAAAGCCCUCCAGUAUGCCUGUGGGAAUGCUCUUGUGUGUGAGAACGUGGAGGGUGCUUGCAGAAUUGCUUUCGGAGGACCCUACCGUCAUAAAACUGUGGCCUUGGAUGGAACUCUCUUCCAGAAGUCUGGUGUGAUCUGGGGAGCCAGUGACCUGAAAGCCAAGGCUCGACGAUGGGAAGAGAAAGCUGUGGAUAAACUCAAAGAAAAGAAAGAGAAACUAACAGAAGAAUUAAAGGAACAAAUGACGGCAAAGAGAAAAGAGGCGGAGCUUAGACAGGUCCAGUCUCAGGCUCAUGGGCUGCAGAUGAGGCUGAAAUACUCUCAGAGUGAUCUGGAAAAAACAAAGACUCGACAUCUCUCUCUUAACAUGCAGGACGCUCUAUCAGUAGAGGAGAUAAAGGCAGAGAUGAACACUCUACAGCAGAGGUUGAAUGAACAACAGAGCAUCUUACAAAGGAUCAGCGCUCCCAAUAUGAAGGUCAUGGAAAAACUCGAAAGUGUCCGAGAUAAGUUCCAGGACACAAGUGAUGAGUUUGAGGCUGCCCGCAAAAGAGCAAAGAAAGCCAAACAGGCUUUUGAACAGAUAAAGAAGGAGAGGUUUGACUGUUUUAAUGCCUGUUUUGAGUCUGUGGCCACCAACAUUGAUGAAAUUUACAAAGCACUCUCACGCAACAGCAGCGCACAGGCAUUCCUGGGGCCAGAGACCCUAGAGGAACCUUACUUGGAUGGUAUUAAAUACAACUGUGUGGCUCCAGAGAGAUUCAGACCCAUGGACAACCUGUCGGGAGGAGAGAAGACAGUUGCAGCUUUAGCACUGCUUUUUGCUAUUCACAGCUACAAGCCCACACCAUUCUUUGUGCUAGAUGAGAUUGAUGCUGCUUUGGAUAACACCAACAUAGGCAAGGUGGCAAACUACAUUAAGGACCAGUCGGUCCAGAAUUUCCAGGCUAUUGUUAUUUCUCUCAAAGAGGAGUUGUACACAAAAGCUGACUCCCUCAUAGGGGUUUACCCUGAGCAAGUAAAGUACUGUGUCAUUAGUAAGGUACUGACUUUUGAUCUUUCCCAGUAUCCGGAUGCCAAUCCCAAUCCAAAUUAUUACAUUGUUUUGAUUUGAUUUUAUUGUAAAUAAAGUGAGAUCAAUGCCAUCAUCAAAA
Triplophysa rosa is the source of this 2929-nucleotide messenger RNA. RefSeq names its product structural maintenance of chromosomes 1A (gene smc1a). NCBI's taxonomy places the organism in Eukaryota, Metazoa, Chordata, Actinopteri, Cypriniformes, Nemacheilidae. The record is from RefSeq and is a predicted model, not a curated record. Gene Ontology annotation, molecular function: ATP hydrolysis activity; DNA binding; protein binding. Gene Ontology annotation, cellular component: chromosome; nucleus; cohesin complex. Gene Ontology annotation, biological process: sister chromatid cohesion.